AUGGAGGCGGUCCGCGCCGUGCGAUUCCUGCUGGUGGUGUGCUGCUGCCUGGCGCUCCCGCCCCGGGCCCAGACCGUGUGCCCGGAGCGUUGCGACUGCCAGCACCCCCAGCACCUCCUGUGCACCAACAGGGGGCUCCGCGCUGUGCCCAAGACCAGCUCGCUGCCUAGCCCCCAGGACGUGCUGACCUACAGCCUAGGGGGCAACUUCAUAACCAACAUCACCGCCUUCGACUUCCACCGCCUGGGGCAGCUCAGACGGCUGGACCUGCAGUACAAUCAGAUCCGCUCUCUGCACCCCAAGACCUUCGAGAAGCUCUCGCGGCUAGAGGAGCUCUACCUGGGGAACAAUCUCCUGCAGGCGCUGGCGCCCGGCACGCUGGCCCCGUUGCGCAAACUGCGCAUCCUCUACGCCAAUGGGAACGAGAUUGGACGCCUAAGCCGCGGCUCCUUCGAGGGCCUGGAGAGUCUAGUGAAGUUAAGACUGGACGGGAACGCCCUGGGGGCGCUGCCGGACGCAGUCUUCGCCCCUUUGGGCAAUCUGCUCUAUCUCCAUCUGGAGUCUAACCGGAUCCGCCUUUUAGGGAAGAACGCCUUUGCCCAGCUGGGCAAACUGCGCUUCCUCAACCUCUCUGCCAACGAGCUCCAGCCCUCCCUGCGCCAUGCGGCCACUUUCGCGCCGCUGCGCUCCCUGUCCACUCUGAUCCUCUCCGCCAACAGCUUGCAGCACCUCGGCCCGCGGGUCUUCCAGCACCUGCCACGCCUCGGCCUGCUCUCUCUCAGGGGGAACCAGCUCACGCACCUCGCGCCUGAGGCCUUUUGGGGGCUGGAGGCCCUGCGCGAGCUGCGCCUGGAGGGCAAUCGGCUGAGCCAGCUGCCCUUGGCGCUGCUGGAGCCUCUGCACAGCUUAGAAGCGCUGGACCUGAGCGCCAACGAGCUGUCGGCCCUGCACCCCGCCACCUUUGGCCGCCUGGGCCGCCUCCGCGAGCUCAGCCUCCGCGACAAUGCCCUCAGUGCCCUCUCCGGGGACAUCUUCGCCGCCAGUCCGGCCCUCUACCGGCUGGAUCUAGACGGCAACGGCUGGACCUGCGACUGCCGGCUGCGGGGCCUGAAGCGCUGGAUGGGCGACUGGCAUUCUCAGGGCCGGCUCCUCACAGUCUUCGUGCAGUGUCGCCAUCCCCCGGCCCUGCGGGGCAAGUACCUGGAUUACCUGGAUGAGCAGCUGCUGCAGAACGGGUCUUGCGUGGAUCCCUCGCUCUCCCCGACCACAGACUGGCCAAGGCCCCUGCCCACCGCCGCAGGGGAGAAGAUGGCGUCCCUCGACGGAGAUCUCCUGGAGGUUCGUCCAGAUCAUCCGCAGCCCCAGCCUCGGGGGCGGGUUCUAGCCGGGGUGGCCUGGGAUGGGGCUGCCCGGGAACUCGUGAGCAACCGAAGUGCUCUAAGGUUGAGCCGACGGGGUCCGGGUCUCCGGCAUCAGAGCCCUUCGGUGGCGGCGGCGGCGGCUGCGGGCCCAGAUCCACCACCCCUGGACAGGCUGCAUGAGAAGCUGGAUAGGAAUCGCCCGACGCCUACCGACCCAGCUCAGGCAGAGGCCACCCAGACGGCAGAACCCGCCUCCGUGCCGCCGCCUGCCAGAGACUCCCGGCAGCGUGCCGCCAAGCAGCGCCUGGCUGCGGAGCCGCAGGAGCGCGCAGCCCAGUCCGACGGCGGGGCCGGCCUGUCGCCGCUGGUGUCCGACCCGUGCGACUACAACAAGUACGUCCUGUGCAACCUGACGGUGGAGGCGGUGGGCACCGACAGCGCCUCGGUGCGCUGGGCCGUGCGUGAGCACCGCAGCCCGGGGCCGCCGGGCGGCGCGCGCUUCCGCCUGCUUUUCGAUCGCUUUGGCCAGCAGCCCAAGUUCCAUCGCUUCGUCUACCUGCCGGAGCGCAGCGACUCGGCCACGCUGCGCGAGCUGCGCGGAGACACCCCUUACCUGGUAUGCGUGGAGGGCGUGCUCGGGGGCCGAGUCUGCCCCGUGGCCCCCCGGGAUCACUGUGUAGGGUUGGUCACCUUGCCAGAGGCGGGGAGCCGGGGUGGCGUCGACUACCAACUGCUGAUUCUGGCUCUGCUGGCAGUGAACGCGCUGCUGGUGUUCCUAGCCCUGGCGGCCUGGGCCUCGCGCUGGCUGCGGAGGAAGCUGCGCGCCCGGCGGAAGGGCGGAGCCCCGGUGCACGUGCGCCACAUGUACUCCACCCGACGGCCGCUGCGCUCCAUGGGCACCGGUGUGUCCGCGGACUUCUCGGGGUUCCAGUCCCACCGGCCGCGCACCACGGUGUGCGCGCUCAGCGAGGCGGACCUCAUCGAGUUCCCUUGCGACCGCUUCAUGGACAGUACGGGUGGCGGGACGGGUGGCAGCUUGAGGAGGGAGGACCACCUCCUGCAACGAUUCGCCGACUAG
This is a messenger RNA of Dipodomys ordii (Ord's kangaroo rat), 2439 nucleotides long. It is a transcript of the gene Tril, whose product is annotated as TLR4 interactor with leucine-rich repeats. The record is from RefSeq and is a predicted model, not a curated record. Lineage: Eukaryota; Metazoa; Chordata; Mammalia; Rodentia; Heteromyidae. Bases 1 to 2439 code for a protein of 812 amino acids. The transcript has a single exon. Gene Ontology annotation, molecular function: protein binding.